Kockovaella imperatae is the source of this 1151-nucleotide messenger RNA. RefSeq names its product translation protein. Gene Ontology annotation, cellular component: ribosome; mitochondrial large ribosomal subunit. The record is from RefSeq and is a predicted model, not a curated record. Bases 138 to 1115 code for a protein of 325 amino acids. Gene Ontology annotation, biological process: translation. Lineage: Eukaryota; Fungi; Basidiomycota; Tremellomycetes; Tremellales; Cuniculitremaceae. Gene Ontology annotation, molecular function: structural constituent of ribosome. The transcript has 4 exons.
ACGGAGAAUUAGACAUUUUUAAUAGGAGGGGCCGAAUAAAGUAACAAUGAAUUGGCAGAUGGGUUUCCCAAAAUUAUGGGUCACUCCGCUGCUUGCAAGAGCUGAGUUGAUUCAAUACUUUCUCUCGAGAGCCCAACAUGCCCCGUCUACUCAAAGCCGCCAUCGCAUCGUGCAGCUCAUCUUUCAGCAGGCGAGCACUAUCUUCGACCAUUCCUCUUCCAGCUCAGCCCGAAGCCUCCUCAUCGAAAUUACCCUCUCCACCGCCUCCCACUGAAUCUUCCGAAUCUACACCUCCAGCUAGAUGGUCGCCAUUCACUCAGCGGACAGGAUUGAUAGCUAUGAAGAGGGGCAUGACGGCCUUGUGGGAUGAGGAUGGUAAACGAUGGCCAGUGACUGUCCUGCAGGUCGAUCGAUGUCAGGUCAUCCGGCAUGAGUCGCCCACGGGACCUGAAGGGAAAUACACGAUGCAGCUUGGAGCUUCAGAUCGUCCAAAUGUUCGUCGAUUACAUAAAAAUCAGAUCAACCACUUCAAGAGCGCCGGAGUUCAUCCGAAAUAUCAUUUGAAGAGUUUCCACGUAACCAAGGAUGCUCUCAUUCCUGUUGGAACAGAGAUCUCGGCGGCUCAUUUCGUUCCCGGUCAAUAUGUCGAUGUCAUCGCAAAGACCAUUGGUAAAGGAUUCCAGGGUGUGAUGAAACGGUUCGGCUUCCGUGGUCAGCCCGCGACGCACGGAACAACCCUAAGUCAUAGGUCAGCAGGAGCCAUGGGAGCCAAUCAGGACCCCGGUCGAAUCUGGAAAGGCAAAAAGAUGCCUGGUCGAAUGGGAGGGAAGCAAAGGACAACGCACAACCUUCUCGUCCAUCGAGUCGACAAGGAGUUGAACUUGAUCUUUGUCCGUGGCGCGGUACCAGGAUUCGACGAUGCCGUCAUUUCUGUCCGAGACGCCGUUAGAGCUACCAAGUGGAAGGCUGAGAACGAGUUCAAACGCGGAAAGCCAGACGGAGAAUGGCUAGCAGAGGGAGUCAAGACGCUGCCGCUACCCACCGUCACAGUUCAACAAGCGGCCUCGGCAGAUUGGCCGGCCGUCAUGGAGUGGCCAGGUCCAGGCAAGGCGUAGGCGUAGGCACGUAAAGAGUAUACAAUGCAACAGAUA